AAGCGCCAGCCCAGAGCCUGGGAAGUGGCUGCAGAGGCUGCUCGGCCCCGCUGCCCGCCAGGUCGUGGGCUCCCGCUCCGGGCCCGGGGCCACCGGCUGUGCUGGAGUGCAAUGUUGUGAUCUUGGCUCACUGCCUCCUCCACCUCCUGAGUUCAAGCAAUUCUCCUGCCUCAGCCUCCGGAGUAGCUGGGACUACAGGGACUUGAAAAUGAGCGUCCCUGACUACAUGCAGUGUGCUGAGGACCACCAGACGCUGCUCGUGGUGGUCCAGCCUGUGGGCAUCGUCUCCGAGGAGAACUUCUUCAGGAUCUAUAAGAGGAUUUGCUCUGUGAGUCAGAUCAGCGUGCGGGACUCCCAGCGAGUCCUCUACAUCCGCUACAGGCACCACUACCCACCCGAGAACAAUGAGUGGGGCGACUUCCAGACCCACCGCAAAGUCGUGGGCCUCAUCACCAUCACAGACUGCUUCUCGGCCAAGGACUGGCCACAGACCUUCGAGAAGUUCCACGUGCAGAAGGAGAUCUACGGCUCCACGCUGUAUGAUUCCCGGCUCUUUGUCUUCGGGCUGCAGGGGGAGAUCGUGGAGCAGCCGCGCACUGACGUGGCCUUCUACCCCAACUACGAGGACUGCCAGACGGUGGAGAAGAGAAUCGAGGACUUCAUCGAGUCACUGUUCAUCGUGCUGGAGUCCAAGCGUCUGGACAGAGCCACAGACAAGUCUGGGGAUAAGAUCCCCCUUCUCUGUGUCCCAUUUGAGAAAAAGGACUUUGUAGGACUGGACACAGACAGCAGACAUUACAAGAAGCGGUGCCAAGGCCGCAUGCGGAAGCACGUGGGGGACCUGUGCCUGCAGGCAGGGAUGCUGCAGGACUCCCUGGUGCAUUACCACAUGUCGGUGGAGCUGCUGCGUUCUGUGAAUGACUUUCUGUGGCUUGGAGCUGCCCUGGAAGGAUUGUGUUCAGCUUCUGUCAUCUAUCACUAUCCUGGUGGAACUGGUGGGAAGAGUGGAGCUCGGAGGUUCCAGGGCAGCACACUUCCUGCUGAAGCAGCCAACAGACACCGGCCAGGCGCACAGGAAGUUCUCAUUGAUCCAGGUGCCCUCACCACCAAUGGCAUCAAUCCUGACACCAGUACUGAGAUCGGACGUGCUAAGAACUGCCUUAGCCCUGAAGACAUAAUUGACAAGUAUAAAGAGGCAAUUUCCUAUUACAGCAAGUAUAAGAAUGCGGGAGUGAUUGAGUUGGAAGCGUGCAUCAAGGCUGUACGUGUCCUUGCAAUUCAGAAACGGAGCAUGGAAGCAUCAGAAUUUCUUCAGAAUGCAGUUUACAUUAACCUUCGACAGCUUUCUGAGGAAGAGAAAAUUCAGCGCUACAGCAUCCUCUCCGAGCUCUAUGAGCUGAUCGGCUUCCAUCGCAAGUCUGCGUUCUUCAAGCGCGUGGCCGCCAUGCAGUGCGUGGCCCCGAGCAUCGCGGAGCCUGGGUGGAGGGCCUGCUACAAACUCCUCCUGGAAACGCUCCCCGGCUACAGUCUGUCGCUGGAUCCCAAAGAUUUCAGCAGAGGCACGCACAGAGGCUGGGCUGCGGUCCAGAUGCGUCUGCUCCAUGAAUUGGUCUACGCCUCCCGAAGGAUGGGGAACCCUGCCCUCUCUGUCAGACACCUGUCCUUCCUUCUACAGACCAUGCUGGACUUCUUGUCAGAUCAGGAAAAGAAAGAUGUGACCCAAAGCCUAGAGAACUAUACGUCCAAGUGUCCUGGGACCAUGGAGCCCAUUGCCCUCCCUGGCGGCCUCACCCUGCCACCGGUGCCCUUCACCAAGCUUCCCAUCGUCAGGCAUGUGAAACUGUUGAACCUUCCUGCUAGCCUCCGGCCACACAAAAUGAAAAGCUUGCUGGGUCAGAACGUGUCAACCAAAAGUCCCUUCAUCUAUUCACCAAUUAUCGCACACAACCGUGGAGAAGAGCGGAACAAAAAAAUAGAUUUCCAGUGGGUUCAAGGAGAUGUGUGUGAAGUUCAGCUGAUGGUAUAUAACCCAAUGCCGUUUGAACUUCGAGUUGAAAACAUGGGGCUGCUCACCAGCGGAGUGGAGUUCGAGUCUCUCCCUGCGGCGCUUUCUCUUCCGGCUGAAUCUGGUCUGUACCCAGUGACACUCGUCGGGGUCCCGCAGACGACUGGAACGAUUACUGUGAACGGUUACCAUACUACAGUCUUCGGUGUGUUCAGUGACUGUUUGCUGGAUAACCUGCCAGGAAUAAAAACCAGUGGCUCCACAGUCGAAGUCAUUCCCGCGUUGCCAAGACUGCAGAUCAGCACCUCUCUGCCCAGAUCUGCACAUUCAUUGCAACCUUCUUCUGGUGAUGAAAUAUCUACUAAUGUAUCUGUUCAGCUUUACAAUGGAGAAAGUCAGCAACUAAUCAUUAAAUUGGAAAAUAUUGGAAUGGAACCAUUGGAGAAACUAGAGGUCACCUCGAAAGUUCUCACCACUAAAGAAAAAUUGUAUGGCGACUUCUUGAGCUGGAAGCUAGAGGAAACCCUUGCCCAGUUCCCUUUGCAGCCUGGGAAGGUGGCCACGUUCACAAUCAUCAUCAAAGUGAAGCUGGAUUUCUCCUGCCAGGAGAAUCUGCUGCAGGAUCUCAGUGAUGAUGGAAUCAGUGUGAGUGGCUUUCCCCUGUCCAGUCCUUUUCGGCAGGUCGUUCGGCCCCGAGUGGAGGGCAAACCUGUGAACCCACCCGAGAGCAACAAAGCAGGCGACUACAGCCACGUGAAGACCCUGGAAGCUAUCCUGAAUUUCAAAUACUCUGGAGGCCCGGGCCACACUGAAGGAUAUUACAGGAAUCUCUCCCUGGGGCUGCAUGUAGAAGUCGAGCCGUCUGUAUUUUUCACCCGAGUCAGCACUCUCCCAGCAACCAGUACCCGGCAGUGUCACCUGCUCCUAGAUGUCUUCAACUCCACCGAGCAUGAGCUGACCGUCAGCACCAGAAGCAGCGAGGCGCUCAUCCUGCACGCCGGCGAGUGCCAGCGAAUGGCUAUUCAAGUGGACAAGUUCAACUUUGAGAGUUUCCCGGAGUCCCCUGGGGAGAAGGGGCAAUUUGCAAACCCCAAGCAGCUGGAGGAAGAGCGGCGGGAAGCCCGAGGCCUGGAGAUCCACAGCAAGCUGGGCAUCUGCUGGAGAAUCCCCUCCCUGAAGCGCAGCGGCGAGGCGAGUGUGGAAGGACUCCUGAACCAGCUCGUCCUGGAGCACCUGCAGCUGGCGCCUCUGCAGUGGGAUGUGCUGGUGGACGGACAGCCAUGUGACCGCGAGGCUGCGGCGGCCUGCCAGGUGGGCGACCCUGUGCGCCUGGAGGUGCGGCUGACCAACCGGAGCCCGCGCAGCGUAGGGCCCUUCGCCCUCACCGUGGUCCCCUUCCAGGACCACCAGAAUGGCGUGCACAACUACGACCUGCACGACACCAUCUCCUUCGUGGGCUCCAGCACCUUCUACCUCGACGCAGUGCAGCCGUCCGGCCAGUCGGCCUGCCUCGGGGCCCUCCUCUUCCUCUACACGGGAGACUUCUUCCUCCACAUCCGGUUCCACGAGGACAGCACCAGCAAGGAGCUGCCACCCUCUUGGUUCUGCCUGCCCAGCGUGCACGUGCGCGCCCUGGAGGCGCAGGCCUGAGCCCGCCCACUUCCGUCCCUCUUUCUGCAGGGCCAGAGGUGACCCUGCCUGGCCUCUUACACCCCCUGCGAUGAGCAAGGCCUUCACUGCAGCCCCGUCUCCUCCUCCUCCCCCAACCCCCUCCCAGCCCUCUCCUCCUGUUCCUCCUGUAGCAUCUUUGCUGGGCUACGCAGAAGCCCCGGACAUGGCAGCCCCACCCCAUGCCACGCCCCUUCCCACACUGUUCCCUGGACCAUACCCAGGCUGGAGCAGAGGAAACCCCAGAGCGGGCCCAUCCAGCCCAGGUCCCUGGAUCCCUGCACCCGUUUCUGUGACCUGGGGCCCCAGCCGUGCUGUGCUGUUCAUCCCAGCAGAGGGACCUCCCUCGUCCAGCCACUUCCCUUUGGCCAUAGAAAGAAAUGGUGAGCAUGAGACUGGGCACAGCCUGAGGGCAUGGGCAGCUUCCCUCCCUCCCUGGGCUUUGGAAUCCCCCGAGGCUGGUUUUCUUCCUGGAGACCCCCAUGGGCAACUUGGCAGGAGAGAUGGUGCCGUAGGUGGUCGUGGAUGGUUGACACCAAGAGAGGCCCUCCACCCAUGGUGGGCAAAUGUCCAGGCCUGGGCUGGCAGCCCAGGGCUGUUUCUGGGUGCUCCCUGGCCCCAGGGUGGCGUCUGGUUACCGUGGCUAUGUGUGUCCUUGUCUGCGAGCAGUUCUUCAAUAAAUGGCCUGCCUCCCCC
Messenger RNA from Pongo pygmaeus (Bornean orangutan), 4369 nucleotides. It is a transcript of the gene TRAPPC9, whose product is annotated as trafficking protein particle complex subunit 9. The record is from RefSeq and is a predicted model, not a curated record. The transcript is spliced from 24 exons. Gene Ontology annotation, cellular component: trans-Golgi network. Lineage: Eukaryota; Metazoa; Chordata; Mammalia; Primates; Hominidae. The coding region runs from base 209 to 3655 and encodes 1148 amino acids.